AUGAAUCAUAGUCAUAAUCAUAAUCACAAUCAUAAUAAUAAUCAUAACGAACAACAUAUUAAAGAUGGUCUUAUUCAUGGUCAUAUCCAUAACUUCCAAAACUUCACCUAUAUUCAUGGUCAUGUUCAUACAAAUGAUUCUUCAAAUGAUCAAUUAAAUUUACCCUUUUUACCAUCAGGUUUAAAUUUACAAUCUAAAAAGAAAAGAAGAAGAUCAUCUCAUAAACAUUUAAAUGAAUCUCUUAAUUCACAAUUUUCUGACUGUCAACAUUUUGAAUUUUUAAAUUGUCAUGAUCAAAAUUCAAUAUUAAAUAAUAAUUCUAUAAAUGAUUUAUUACCAUGUAAUGAAAAUCAUCAAGAUUGUGUUCCUAAAAUUGUGGAAAUUUGUUGUGAUGAUGAUCAUCAUCAAAGUAAUGAUAUAAUACCCAAAUUACCAAGUUGUACUGAUCAUGAACAUAUAGGUCAUGAUGGUCAUGAUCAUAAUAAUAACCAUGAGGCAAAACAUACAAAAGAUGAACAAAUUAAGAAAGAAUCUUUAUUAAAACAACAACAGCAACAACAAGAUUUAGAUCUAAGUUGUGCUUUGGAUGAUUGUAUUGAUAUCAAAUGUGAUUUAGAUACUUGUGAUAUUGAUGAAUUAUAUUGUAAAUAUUGUGAAGAUAUUGAUAAAAUUACAAAUGAUUCAAAUACAAAUGAAGUUAAAAAAGAAGAUGAAAAAAGAAUUCAUGGAAUAAUUAAACAAGAACCUCAAACUUAUACAACAAAUAAUUAUAACUAUCAAACUCAUCAACAACAAGAAGAACCUCCUAUAACUUGUACAAAUCCAUUAAAUUGUAUAAAUCCUGAAUGUGCAUCAUUCAAAAAAAAUCAUGGGAAAGAAUUAGAUUCUCAUCACCAUCACCAACAACAACAACGAGAACAAGAACAACAAACUUUACAUCAUCAUUUACAUCAUAAUGAUUUCCAUCAUUCAAAUAAUCAUCAUCAUCAUCAUAUACAAAUUCAUGAUCAUCAAGCUAAAAAACUAAAAAAAUCAAAUAGUAUUGAUCAAUUUCAACUUAAACCACAAUUACCACAACAACAACAACAAAAUGAAUUUAUAAAUUUUGAAUGGAAUUUUAAAAAUCAACCAGGUGCUAAAUGUGAAUGGGAAAAUUGUUCAACAACUUUAGAUAAUUCAUUUCAAUUACAAAAUCAUAUAGUUGAAGAUCAUUUAUUAUCUGAAUAUUCAAUCCCUCCACAAACAAGUUCAAGUUCAUUUGAAUGUGAAUGGAAAAAUUGUGAUUUUAAUGGAUAUGAUUUAUUCUCAUUAGUUAAUCAUAUUAAUGAUACUCAUGGAUUUCAAUAUGAUUUUGAUAUAAAUAAUUUAAUUAAAAAAGAUCAACCACCACAACCACAACCACAACAACAAUUAAAUAAUGGAUUAUCAAAUAAUCAAUUAAAUUUACCAACACCUUCUCCAGAUAAUGAUUUAACUACAAUAACAUCGAAUUCAAAUUCUGAAAUUUCUUCACCACGACAAUCAUCAAAUUCUUCCACAACAACUUUAUCAAAUCAUUCAACAAUAGCAACACCAUCAAAAUCAAAAUCAAAUAAUUUCCCUAAACCACAUGUUACAACUGAAGAAACACAAUGUAAUUGGUGUGAAUAUGAUCCAAUAACAGAAACACAUAUAUCAACAUGUAAUUUAAAAUUUGAAUCAGCAGCAGAUUUAACAAAUCAUUUAAUUAAUGAUCAUAUUGGAUCAGGAAAAUCAGAAUAUACAUGUAAUUGGCAUAAUUGUUCAAGAAAUCAUAGAAUUUUCAAUCAACGUCAAAAAAUUAUAAGACAUUUACAUGUUCAUACUCAUUAUAAACCAUUUAUUUGUUCAAUUUGUAAACAUUCAUUUGCAGUGGAAAGUAUGCUUGAACAACAUAUGAGAACUCAUAGUGGAGAAAAACCAUAUAAAUGUAAGAUUUGUGAUAAACAUUUUGCAACUUCAAGUUCUUUAUCAAUUCAUUUAAGAACUCAUACAGGUGAGAAACCAUUGAUUUGUAAAUAUCCAGGUUGUGGUAAAAGAUUUAGUGAAUCUUCAAAUUUAACAAAACAUAUUAAAACUCAUGAAAAAUUUUUUAAAUGUGGUCAAUGUUCAAGAAGUUUUAGUAAAGAAAAACAAUUACAAAGUCAUAUAUCUAAAUAUCAUUCAUGA
Hansenula ciferrii is the source of this 2187-nucleotide messenger RNA. RefSeq names its product Zap1p (gene ZAP1). The record is from RefSeq and is a predicted model, not a curated record. Gene Ontology annotation, biological process: regulation of transcription by RNA polymerase II. Gene Ontology annotation, cellular component: nucleus. The transcript has a single exon. Gene Ontology annotation, molecular function: RNA polymerase II cis-regulatory region sequence-specific DNA binding; DNA-binding transcription factor activity, RNA polymerase II-specific. Bases 1 to 2187 code for a protein of 728 amino acids. NCBI's taxonomy places the organism in Eukaryota, Fungi, Ascomycota, Saccharomycetes, Phaffomycetales, Wickerhamomycetaceae.